UUUUGUCCUUAUUUCUCAAGAAUGGAGGCGUGCGGGUAGAAGAAAAAAUCUAUUGAUGUGGAGACUGAAAACACAUUUAAGAAAAAAGGGGGUCAAGAGCGAAAAAAGGAGGACACAUCCAAGUCACAGCAUUAAGACUCUAAAGUCGCUCCUGUUAUGGUUUAACCCAGAAACUUUCAAUAAUGGGAUGCGGGAGAUCAGCUCAGCCCUCCAGCAGCUGUUCAGGGGGCCGAGGAUAGGACCAUCAGUGCUCUGCUGUUUCUCCUCCUUGAGUCUGGAUGCGAUCAGAGCUCAGAUGCGUAAAGCUGGAGAGGGCAGCCCUCUGAGGAGCCUUUCCUAAAGUCUAAAUCCGGCUUUUCUCCCUCAUCGUGACAGUAAAUCGAUCACUUUCCAGCUUCCAGAAGCGGAUGGAGUGAACUGUGCCAAAAGAGGAGGGGGGUAGCAGAGACUGCAGCUCGGUUGCGUGUGAUGAUAGGAGACACAAUGACGCUCCUGUCUCUUCUGGGUCGGAUCAUGCGCUAUUUUCUCCUCAGGCCGGAGACGUUGUUCUUGUUGUGCAUCAGUCUGGCGCUGUGGAGCUACUUCUUUCACACCGACGAGGUGAAAACCAUCGUCAAGUCCAGCCGGGAUGCCGUGAAGAUGGUGAAGGGGAAAGUGGCGGAGAUGAUGCAGAAUGAGCGCCUGGGAGGCCUCAGCGUCCUGGAUGCGGAGUUCUCCAAGACGUGGGAGUUCAAGAAUAAUAACGUAGCCGUGUACUCCAUACAGGGCAGGAGGGACCACAUGGAGGACCGCUUCGAGGUGCUCACCGACAUCACCAACAAGAGCCACCCGUCUAUAUUCGGGAUAUUCGACGGCCACGGCGGAGAGGCUGCAGCUGACUAUGCGAAGGCCCACCUGCCAGAGUCUCUGAGGCAGCAGCUGCAGGCCUUUGAGAGGGAGAAGAGGGAGAGCGCUGUGUCUUACGCCAGCAUUCUGGAGCAGCGCAUCCUGGCCGUGGAUCGGGAGAUGCUGGACAAGCUCACCACAAACCAUGAUGAAGCAGGUACAACAUGCCUGAUGGCGCUGCUGUCAGACAGAGAGCUCACUGUGGCCAACGUUGGAGACUCCCGCGGGGUGUUAUGCGACAAAGAUGGGAAUGCUGUUGCAUUGUCACAUGACCACAAGCCAUAUCAACUUAAAGAGCGCAAGAGGAUCAAGAGGGCAGGAGGCUUCAUCAGUUUUAAUGGAUCCUGGAGAGUUCAGGGAAUCCUGGCUAUGUCGCGCUCCCUUGGAGACUACCCUCUCAAGAACCUCAACGUGGUCAUUCCCGACCCAGAUAUAAUGACCUUUGACCUGGACAAACUGCAGCCCGAGUUUAUGAUCCUAGCCUCUGAUGGUCUCUGGGAUGCUUUUAGUAACGAGGAAGCAGUGCGCUUUGUCCGCGAGCGCCUGGAUGAGCCUCACUUUGGUGCCAAGAGUAUUGUCCUCCAGUCGUUCUACCGCGGCUGCCCUGACAACAUCACAGUUAUGGUGGUGAAGUUUAAAAGUGGAGCUGGGGGGAGUAGUAAAGCUGGUGAUUAGGUUGGGGGAGGAGUUUAAAGCUCACACUGUGAUCAGAAUAUUUUUUUCCUCCCUCAUUUGGAUGCAGCAGGAAGAGCUUUGAUGAAAACAGGAAACCUGAUUAGCGGAAACAUGGCAAGUCCACACACAAAUGUCCUUACAUAUAAAAAUAAAGCUAUGUUUUAUGUUCGUGGGUUCAAAAAAAGAACAUUUAAACAUACUAUAACUAACCUGUGUAUGACUGACAGUUGUUUUAAAAAAAGCAAGUACAGAAUCACCACAGACACAAGGGAUGUUCUCUUAACCAGCAUAUACCAGACUGUGACUGCGUUUCUCCUGUUUACUUUAACUUGCACAUGAACGGUACAGCUCCACUGGAAGCUUUUUAUGGGAUGCUUUAAGGAAACUGUGUUACUUUGGAAAGGUGCUAAAAAUGCAACUGCAAAACCACCAUCUAGCUUGUGGCAAUACGAUGAUGCUCUGAAUUGUAUGUAUCUUUUUUUCUUGAACAGAAGUAAUUUGUCAAAUUCAGCAAGGCUGCAGUGGAUCCAAUAUGUUUAACUAACUUCAGGCAAUGCUCCACACAGAUAUAACCUUAGAGUAUGUAAAAGCCGCCCCCUGCAUACUUGAAUGGUUCCUGUUAAGUGUCGGAAGUCACGCCCUUAGCAUGCAUUCAGCAUGAAUGCAUUCCGAACUGCAUGGAUUCUAGAAAAAAAAAUGUUGAUACCAGUAAUAGGACAUCAGACCACAUAUUACUCUAGAUGUUACAUGGCAGGUCCUGCAUUUAAAGAACUCUUAAGAAGCACAUGUUUCUACAUCUGUAAGCUGUCUUGCAAAAAGGUAUAAGGUCAAAACAAUAUAAAAAGGAAACUCAAGACUCUUUAUUAGGAAUUAUGGAUUUGCUAAUUCAUUUUUUUGUUUCUUUUUAAAGAAAAAUACUUCUGUAUGAAAUAUAACACAGUUAAAGACCAGUCUUUCAUGCUAUUACAUAAUGCAAACUAACUUAUACAACACUUGUUUUUGUGUGCCUGUCUUGUAAGAGGCAUACAAAUACAUAAUGAUCUGGCAUCAUCUUCCUCUGCACAUCGAACAGACUGGUAAACCAGGCCUACAUGGCUUUUCUAUAUAUGUCAAGAAAGUGGUUCCAGCCUUGCAGCUUCAGGAUUCCAUGGAAUCAAUGCAAGUGCUGCUAAAAUAUUGCAGCAAUGACUUGAUAUUGACGUCUCAAGAUUCAAUAUGCAGACGCUCUGUCUGCGCCAAUGAAGAUUCAUUCACCUCACCCGUUGGUUCAAGAGGCACCUGCCCCAUUUCCCUAUUUCAAAACUUUUCUCUCUAUGAUGUGAUUUAAUUGAUUUUGUAAUGUGCCUUGAUAUGACAUGUUGUGAAUUGGCACCAUAUAAAUAAAUGAAUUAAAUUGAGUUGAAGUACACUAAUGAAUAUUUCAUGGACAAUUUGGACCAUUUAUAUAGAAUUGUGAUGGUGGAUAUAGAAAAUAGGCUACAUUAAACCCUACGAAUGCUACAAAGACAUGAUAAAAAACUGAUAAAAAACAGGAAACCCUUCAUUUUUGCAUAUUCAGCAGAUCAACUUAGAAUGGGUUUUUAGAUACCCAUAUAUUGCAGGUCAAAAAACUCUUUGACUGAAGCUUAGAUGACCAUAAAUGUCUAACAUUAGCCUUCUUACAACAUACAAAAAUAAAAUAAAUAAAUAAAAGGGUUGUCGUGUGUCAGUUGCUGAACAUUUUGGGCUGUUGCUUCUAGCUAAUGUUAAUGUUGCCCAUUUUCCUGGAAGUGACCACUAAAUUGCAUUAGGAGCCAGCUGAGAUCAUUGCAAAUUGAUUUUUCUGUUAACACUCCUCUAUGGAGCUGUUUCAAAGCUUUCUGUAGAUCUUUUUUUCUAUUUUUCCUUUGAAGAAUGACACCUAUUGAUAUCUAAUUUUAUUAAAUUAAACAUUUUUGUUGAUUUUUUGUUUGUUUGUUUGUUUAAACUCUAAACUGUUUAUUUUUGAAUCCACCUUUCAAGUCUGCAGAAGAUGGGUGGUAGGAUAAAUUAUGAGUAAAAGGCCAAGUUAAUCUUCAAUACACAUAUUCACAAAAAGGGUUCUUUGUGGUAGUUAUAACAUGACAUGUCAGCCAAUAGCAGAACUAACAUACAUGUUAAAAGGUUUUGAAGUUUGUAAAACCUGAUUUUGUACCUGAAAUUAACAUCUUUUCAAUGUUAUGGCAUUAAUCAACAUUUUGUAACCCAUUGCAGCAAGGCAUGUGCUUUGACUUCUCUGUGUUAAAGAACAAAGUACUGUUCUUAAGAUGUUUAUCAUAGGAUGUUGGUUUUGAGCCAAUGAGCAAACAAGUCUUUAAGUGCUGAAACAAAUGAGAAGAUGAUUCAUCGCAAACUCUUUGCCUCCGAAGGGAAUGCUGCUGGUGAUAAAUCUGAUACGCUGCUGAAGUAAUACAGCUGACUUCACAGGCAGCAGCUACAUGUCAGAGAAAGUUCCAGUAAACCACGCUUGAUUUAGUACUGUUUUCACUUCAACUAUUACCACUGUGUACUAUGACCACGUUAUCAGCCGAGGGCAAAGAUUAAGAACUUUUUCCUUUUUUUAUGAUUAUUUACCAGUUUACCUGAUGCCUUAUUUAUUGAGUUUUUGGAUGUUUCUGACAGAUUGCUCAGAUCAGCAUACUGUAUGAUUAAUCUCUGUCCUUCUGUACCUCAGCAAACAUUUACAAUAAAAAGCAUUUUACUCUGAAAA
Messenger RNA from Cyprinodon tularosa, 4288 nucleotides. RefSeq names its product protein phosphatase, Mg2+/Mn2+ dependent, 1La (gene ppm1la). Bases 469 to 1560 code for a protein of 363 amino acids. Gene Ontology annotation, cellular component: cytosol; nucleus. The transcript is spliced from 4 exons. The record is from RefSeq and is a predicted model, not a curated record. Gene Ontology annotation, molecular function: cation binding; protein serine/threonine phosphatase activity. Gene Ontology annotation, biological process: positive regulation of canonical Wnt signaling pathway; positive regulation of canonical NF-kappaB signal transduction; protein dephosphorylation. Lineage: Eukaryota; Metazoa; Chordata; Actinopteri; Cyprinodontiformes; Cyprinodontidae.